AUGCCCAUCUCUACAAGUAGCACAUUGAAAUCAAAUAUUUCCCAUUCAUUGCCGCUUGAAGAACGAAGUUUGCCUCGUCGUCCUGAUCAUGAAGUUACAAAAAUAGCUGCCGCUGCAUAUAUUGAUUGA
Molecule: messenger RNA, 129 nt
Organism: Racocetra persica
Lineage: Eukaryota; Fungi; Glomeromycota; Glomeromycetes; Diversisporales; Gigasporaceae
Source: the annotation of a GenBank genome assembly